Boleophthalmus pectinirostris (great blue-spotted mudskipper) is the source of this 1596-nucleotide messenger RNA. RefSeq lists its product as uncharacterized. Gene Ontology annotation, cellular component: plasma membrane; bicellular tight junction. Bases 148 to 1509 code for a protein of 453 amino acids. Gene Ontology annotation, molecular function: structural molecule activity. The transcript has 2 exons. The record is from RefSeq and is a predicted model, not a curated record. Gene Ontology annotation, biological process: bicellular tight junction assembly; cell adhesion. Lineage: Eukaryota; Metazoa; Chordata; Actinopteri; Gobiiformes; Gobiidae.
CAGAAGAUAAUUUGAAAGUCAUCCUGACCAAUAACCAAGUGACUCCACCCUCAGCUUUGUGUUAAAGCAAGCUUAUAUUAGCUGGAGACUGUACACUAGUCAGUGUAUCCCAUUCAAGCUCUCCGUAGGACAGCUUUGGUCUCCAUCAUGCCUUCUGCUGGACUUGAGAUUCUUGGUGUUACCCUGGCUGUUUUAGGAUGGAUCUCUGCCAUUGUCUCUUGUGCUUUACCCAUGUGGAGGGUAUCAGCAUUCAUCGGGGUGAACAUAGUGACCGCUCAGAUCACAUGGGAGGGCAUCUGGAUGAACUGUGUGGUCCAGAGCACUGGCCAAAUGCAGUGCAAAGUGCAUGACUCCAUGUUGGCUUUGAGUGGGGACCUCCAGGCUGCCCGUGCCCUCACUGUCAUCUCUAUAGUCCUGGGCAUUGUAGGUGUGAUGGUGUCGAUAAUGGGGGCAAAGUGCACCAACUGUGUGGACCAGGAGGUGGUUAAAGCUAGGGUGAUGAUAGCAGCAGGAGCUUGCUUCAUCAUAGCUUCUCUGAUGGAGCUGAUCCCAGUGUCUUGGUCAGCACAUACAAUCAUCAUGGAGUUCUACAACCCAGUGACACCUGAGGCGCAUAAGAGGGAGAUAGGAGCAGCGCUGUAUUUGGGAUGGGCCGCCACUGCCUUCCUUCUGAUUGGUGGGAUCAUCUUGUGCUCCAGCUGCCCACCACAGACUGAGAAGAGGUACAGGCCUCCAUCCAAAGUAGUGUACUCUCAAACACGGUCAGUGGCCCCGAGUUAUCCUGAGAGGAGAGACUAUGCAACAUCCCUCUUACAAGUGUCACGCACAUUCAGGACUACAGGAAGAAGACUGCUGUUCAGGAUGUCCAUAGGUCUGGAGCUGAUUGGCAUUUCUUUGUGCAUUUUGGGAUGGAUUAUUGCCAUUGUUGCUUGCGCUCUUCCCAUGUGGAGAGUUACUGCCUUCAUUGGCAGUAACAUAGUAACAGCGCAGAUCAUAUGGGAGGGUUUGUGGAUGACCUGUGUGGUCCAAAGCACAGGGCAGAUGCAGUGUAAAGUGUACGACUCCAUGCUGGCCCUGUCUCAGGACCUCCAGGCUGCUCGGGCACUCACGGUGAUCUCCAUUCUCCUGGCCAUCUUAGCUGUGCUCAUUGCCAUUGCUGGAGCCAAGUGCACCAACUGCAUUGAUGAUGAGGCAUCCAAGGCCAAAGUUAUGAUCAUUUCCGGAGUAUUUUUCAUUGUCUCAGGCGUCAUGCAGCUCAUCCCAGUGUGCUGGUCAGCUAACACCAUCAUCAGGGACUUCUACAACCCUCUCCUGACAGAUGCUCAGAGGAGAGAGCUGGGAGCUGCACUGUAUAUUGGAUGGGCAGCAGCAGCUCUCCUGAUCCUGGGAGGGGGACUGCUGUGCUGCUCCUGUCCACCGCGAGAGACACGGUACAACCCAUCUCGAAUGGCCUAUUCAGUGCCUCGGUCUGCAGGGGGGCCAGCUUUAGAGAGGAAAGACUAUGUGUAAAAUGGAACAUACAGAACAGACAUUGUUUAAACCUUAUCUCUGACUGAAAAGUAAUGAAAAAAGACUCACUGUGAAGGAUGAUAGUGA